CAAGAGCGGCACGAGGUCCAGGCCAGUAUGGAAGCGCAGCCCCCGCGCGCCGUGCGAGCGGCAUGGCUAAUGGCACGGCUGGUACUGAGACCCCUUGGUGGCAACAUGUGCCGGUGCCGAAUUUCCAGCAGGUCGGAAACGAUACGGAGACACUUCUAGACAUUGUGAGCCGAAUUGCGUCGGCGUUCCUCGUGGUGCUGAUUAUCGGCCUCUGCGUGGCGUGGGCCUGGUUCAGGAGAAAGUUUCACAAGCAGCCAGACGCCAGAGGCCACAAGAGCAGCUGGACCCGGCGGCACAAGAUCAGGGAGGGCUUUUACAACUACUGUUGCUGCGGUUACUGCUGCCACGACUUCUACCGAAGAAACGGGUUCGACGCACUACAGGUCGGGCGGACUCUACGAGUGACGCUAUUGCAGGCUGUCAAGAUCCAGAAGCAGAUUGAUAUUUAUUUCGAGGUUUGGACAGAACCGUCUGAGGGCUACCCAAAGAACUCGCGCGUCCACACGCGCGCUGUGGGAAGUUGCAGCUUAGGAGGUGAACAGCUCGAGCUCGAUUGGUAUGGGGACGAGGAAGAGGUGGUGCUGCAGGCCGUGCACUACAGCGCGAAGCAGGGCGGGGACGUCCCGCUCGCCGAGCUCAGGAUCCCCCGCGCGGCCGUCGAGAAGUACGCGAAGGAGGCGUCUGGCCGACGUGCUCAAUCUCCGGACUCUAAACGUGGUGCAAGGCUAUUCACGUUCCGAGGGCUCACGAAGCAGGAGAAAAGCCUACGCUUGCAGCGCUUCGGCAAGGCGAAGGGGAUCAACGCUGCAGAUGCGGUGCCGCUCCUGCCGGCCUCCAUCACGAAUUCCCUGGAGGAGCACGGGAUGGCCAUAGUGACCCUCGCGGAGAAGGAGAUCCUCGACAGAGACCUCAAGGACGCAACCAAGACCAGAGCCUCCUCGCUGGCCCGCAAGAGCAAGGGCGAUGCGGAAGAGGAUCAUGACAAGGUAUUCAUGGAGGUGGCCCUGAAAUGCGAAUUUGUACAGCCAGAGCAGUUCCCUGUUGGACCCACCACGUUCAGAUCCUCGUCCUUCCAAUCUUGAAGAGUUGGAAGGCGUAGGUCUUCCCCGGGUGGCGGUGUGCGGCCUGGGGCGCGGCGUGAGGCCAAUCGUGGAGCAGAAGGUGCACACCUGCCUCGGUCUCCCCUCCUCCCUUUCCCCCUCCCCUCCUCCUCUCUCCCCCUCCCCUCCUUGCUCCCCCCUGUCCUUCCUCCCUUCUCAUGCUGCCUGCUCCCUCUUGUUCCUUCUCUCC
This is a messenger RNA of Prorocentrum cordatum, 1290 nucleotides long. The record is from the annotation of a GenBank genome assembly. NCBI's taxonomy places the organism in Eukaryota, Dinophyceae, Prorocentrales, Prorocentraceae.